AUGUUACGAUGUCCACCUCUCUCGUCGUAUCGUCUUUGCGGUUCACAUUUCUCAUAUCAUAGUAGAUUCUUUUCCAGACAAAAGUUUUCUUUGCCGCCUUUGAGCAACUCAAGAAGACCUUCGUAGCAUCAAGAGCUAUUGUGGCAACUGAGAUAGGCUGCAUUGCCGAUAGGCAUGCGCGGCAGGCUGCGCUGUACAGGCUGCAAGAAGGGACUCUCUUCUGAAGUGAAGAAGCGACGCGUGCCCGCCUGUUCACCGCUGUGACAGAACGCACGGGGCCGGGGAAGGGGCGGGUGAUGAGAAGUGAGACGGUAGUAUAGACGGAGUAGAUAGAAGGAAGCGGUCUUCUUGUUUAAUUAGCACGGCGGGAGACGAGAGUUUGCGAUGGCGUGAUGCCGGCGCCUGCAGAUCAGCGAGCUGUGGCCGCGGUGCGGCCCUAGCACGAAGCGGAGACGGGGCGUCCCGCGGCAGGAGGGCGUCGAUGGGCAGUGUAAGUGCUGCCCAUCCGUUAUCCUCGUCGCGCGCAGGGGGAGGGGCAGGCGAUAGAGCGGCUGCGGGGGGAGACGGUUGUUCGGAAGGAUCCCUUGUCGGUGGGCAUCGCACGGUGCCGCGUGCGCGUCCGCAUGGAGGAUGCAGGAAUGAUCAGAUUGGAGUAAAGAAGUGUAGCGCAAUAGUUUGCGCAUUUUCCCAUCAAACCCAUCAUCACCAUCGGUUGGUCAGGAAGGUCCCUAGAGCCCUUACAUCGGUGUCCAUAGCAACGGAUGGUAGGCCCGCCUGAGGGCGUGAAACGUGCGAGGCGGUCGGGUCGCGCGCGAAAUAAUAAUGAUAAUAAUGUUCGUAGCAUAUUGAAAUGGCAAACCAAAUUGAACUUUUUUAGC
Molecule: messenger RNA, 878 nt
Organism: Amoebophrya sp. A25
Lineage: Eukaryota; Dinophyceae; Syndiniales; Amoebophryaceae
Source: the annotation of a GenBank genome assembly